Penicillium daleae is the source of this 2157-nucleotide messenger RNA. RefSeq names its product DNA cytosine methyltransferase. Gene Ontology annotation, molecular function: methyltransferase activity. The coding region runs from base 1 to 2157 and encodes 718 amino acids. Gene Ontology annotation, cellular component: nucleus. The record is from RefSeq and is a predicted model, not a curated record. Lineage: Eukaryota; Fungi; Ascomycota; Eurotiomycetes; Eurotiales; Aspergillaceae. The transcript has 3 exons.
AUGAAUUCCGAGAUCAUCGAUCUCUCUUCCGGCGGCGAGUCGGGAGAGCCCUCUGAUCACCACGCCCAAACUCCUCGAUCACCAUCUACCCCGAUACAUCUUACUUCUACCUCACUGGGAAUGGAGGAGUGGCCAGAGGACAAAUGCGAGAUGGUCGGCCAAUACACAGUCUUCAAUUCAACCCAGGCCAGUCUUUCCCCGAUCAUAAUAGACGAUGAUUCGAGCACAGAAGAGCCUCAAUCUAUGCCCGGCUCACCCAAGUAUCUCGCAUCACCGACCAUGAGUGAAUGGAAUUUGUUGGACAAGGAACUGCAGCGUAGCGUGCAAAGGCAAUUCGGCGAGGUAUAUCCAUCGUUCAAGUCUCUGCGACGUCUUCUUUUCGGCCAGAAUCCCGACGAUUACAACGAUUCUCAAUCCUCGGGAUCUGCGACUCUCGAAAGCUCGUCUUCCCAGUCUGGAGGCGAUGACACAGAUAUCACGGUGCCUGGAAGCUCGCCCGCAGAUCCAAUUGAUCUAUCGGACAUAGAUGAUGAUCUAUGUGUCCUUCGACCAGGACGCAGGGUGUCGACUGUGCAAGAUCCACGCAGACGCAUUGCAACCCCACGCUCGACUCUCGCUGGUGAGAUUGACCAAGUCGAGCUGAAUGGUGAGAUUCUCCGCCCGUCGCUAACGGUGAAACUGUUGAAUGGGACGUACCUCCGUAUUGAGUGGAUCGCUCUGCGAGAGGGACAAAUGCAUUUAUGGGGCCGACACCUCAUGGGCUGCAAUGACCAUCAAUGGCCACCGCACAUCCCAAAAGACGAGCACGAACUGGUCUGGGUGCCAUGGAUGGACCACGAAACGGAUCUCAACAGCGUGGAGAGACAUUUGCCCGUGACUCUCAUGGAAGUUGCGGGCCUCUGCGAGGUGAUCUUCACCAACGAGCGCCGUGGGAAGAAUACGAGACAUGAACCUGGUGCUGGACUCUUCUGUCGACUAAAGGCCACUGCCAGGAAGCGUCCCAAGAUUUCUCCCACUCGCGUUAGCGGACUCCAGAUCAGCAGCGAACAGGAGUUCGACCAGAGUGUCGAAUACCUUACGCUCGACGAGUGUGACGAGGGAUACGGUUUUGAAUCACACGUUCUGCGUGAUCUUUAUCGUGGAUGCCCGACUGUUCCCUUUGGAGAGGGCCAGGUACGUUACACCGGCCUACCCACUGUCACCGAGGAGGAUGAAGAUGGUUCCCGGCCCGUCGUCGAUCUCACGGUUAAUCCCACCGCGUAUCUAUUCGGCGAUGCGUACUGUGGUGCUGGCGGAACCUCCUGCGGCGCAAAACAGGCUGGCCUAGAGCUCAAGUGGGCGUGUGACCUGGAUCGUUAUGCGGUUCACACAUACGGGAUGAACUUCGACGCCUGGAUUGACCACUGCUCCUUCAACGAUCUAUUGACGCACCCAAAGGAGGUUCUUCGAGUCGAUAUCGCCCACUGCUCACCGCCCUGCCAGACCUUUUCUCCGGCACAUACCAUUGAUUGCGCACGCGAUGACAAUAAUUCGGCGUGUAUCUUCAGCGCUAGCAAUCUGGUAGAGUAUGCGCACCCGCGUAUUCUCACUAUGGAGGAAACCGCGGGGCUGAAAGAGCGUUACAAAGAUAUUUUGAAUCGAGUGAUCAUGGAUUUGAUCGAAGCUGGAUAUUCGGUUCGAUGGGCCGUGAUCGACGUUCUUCAUUACGGUGUGCCGCAAACCCGGAAACGAUUGAUUAUCAUUGCGGCAGGUCCUGGUGAGACGCUCCCUCCGUUCCCCGAAAUCACUCACGAUCUUCCCGGAAGCGGUUGCCUCCCGGUGGUAAACAUUGAGGAUGCUAUCAAGGACAUUCCUGAUGGUGCACCUAACCACGACGUGGAGGAAUUACUCUACAUGUGGCGGAACAAAUGGCAUUCUCCAUACGAUCCUCGCCAACCGGCUAAAACGUUGACUUGCAACGGGGGAGAGGCCAAUUACUACCCCCUCGGGCCGGCGCCUUUCGCUCACAAGGGCGUUCGGAAGCAAGUUGGCAACGCGGUACCCCCGGCUCUGGCGAAAGCGAUAUAUCAAGAGAUUAUCGCGUCACUGCGCGAAACUGAUUCACGCGAGCAGGAAGAGAAACAACAGCGGGAGCGAGUCAUGAGGGGAAUGGAGUGA